Manihot esculenta (cassava) is the source of this 1005-nucleotide messenger RNA. RefSeq names its product 11S globulin seed storage protein 1. The coding region runs from base 1 to 1005 and encodes 334 amino acids. The transcript is spliced from 3 exons. NCBI's taxonomy places the organism in Eukaryota, Viridiplantae, Streptophyta, Magnoliopsida, Malpighiales, Euphorbiaceae. The record is from RefSeq and is a predicted model, not a curated record. Gene Ontology annotation, molecular function: nutrient reservoir activity.
AUGGACCAGCAGCAGAAGCAGCAGGUAACUAGUUAUCGUCGGGGCGAUAUCAUUGCUUUGCCUGGCGGAGUACCCCAUUGGCACUAUAACAACGGCAAUGAAGAGAUUGUUGCCAUUUCCGUCAUUGGUACCGCAGACAAUAUUGUCAACCAACUUGACAACAACCCUAGGAACUUCUAUCUAGCCGGUAACCCAGUGAAUAAGUUCGCGAACCAAUAUGAACGCUUAUUCGAGCAUGGACAACAACAAUAUUUCCUUCGCACCCUUGGCCAGCAAGGCUCUUGCAAUAACGUUUUCUGUGGAAUGGGUGUGAAUUUAACCUCUGAAGUUUUCAAUAUUGACCCCGAGUUGGCUAGUAAGCUUAUUGCAGAGGAUGAUGAAAGGGGUCACAUUGUGAGGGUGAAUGGUAAGUUUGACAUAGUCACUCCGAUGUCCAAUAGUCAAGGAGAGAAUGAGCAAUACCCGAUAGGAGGAGACGAAAGCUUCUGCACAUUAAAAAUGAAAGCGAACAUAGCUGAUCCCUCAAGCACCGACGUGUAUUACCCAGGAGUUGGCGGUGUAAGCAACGUGAACAGCCACAAUCUACCUAUUCUUGAGUUGCUCCAGCUCAGCGCUAGCCGUGUAGUUCUCCACAAAGAUACUAUGAUGCUGCCCAUCUGGAACACGAACGCCGACAGCAUAAUCUACGUGGAAAAGGGCGACGGACGGGUUCAGAUAGUUGAUCAUGAAGGCAGAAGUGUGUUCGACAGCAAGGUGACGGAGGGGCAGGUACUGACAGUGCCACGAAGCUAUGUAGCAAGUAGCCGGGCGCAGAGUGACAUUCUCGAAUAUGUAGUCUUCAAAACCAACGGCAAUGCCAUUACCUACUCUCUCGCUGGCCGCACGUCGGUUUUCCGGGCAUUGCCGGUGGAUGUGAUCACCAACGCAUUCCAAAUCUCGGAAAAGGAUGCAAGGACGUUUAAGUUUAAUAGGGUUGAACAUUUGCUUAUUAAAAAAAAUGAUUGA